Messenger RNA from Eutrema salsugineum, 836 nucleotides. RefSeq lists its product as uncharacterized. The record is from RefSeq and is a predicted model, not a curated record. The coding region runs from base 130 to 423 and encodes 97 amino acids. The transcript has 4 exons. Lineage: Eukaryota; Viridiplantae; Streptophyta; Magnoliopsida; Brassicales; Brassicaceae.
CUCCCUCACGUGUAGGGCUUCUGUGUUUUCUGGUUUAGUAGUCUAUUUUAGUUCCGUCUUCAUCUUCCGAGUCCACUAUCUUCUUCUUCUUCUUCGAUCGAGCUGAUUAUUUAGUUGAAGUAGAUAACAAUGGCUUGGCGCAGUGCAGGAUCUGCUGCUCGCUCUUUCGUUUCCGCUACCGCUAGAGCUCCGUCUCUCCGAUCUCCGCCGGCAACGCUUCCGCGCCUCCGUCCUUCCCAAUCCUCUUUGCCCCGCCGCCGAUUUGCCUCCUUCACAAAUCCCAGGAAUUUGGGAGAGCUCGGAUGCACAGCCUCUUUGUUGCCUCUGCACAAUGUCGUGGCUUCAGCUCGACUCACUUCUCACCUGAAUGUUAAUGUGCGAGCUUUCUGCGAACUCCCUAACGGGAAUGGAAAAGAUGGGUGAUGGAAGUGGAUUUUCAGUCGCUGUCAAGAGAGGUGCUACUGCUUUGUACUUGAAUGCCGAAGUGUGUGCAUCAAUCAUCUUGAAACAGAUGGAGACUUUAAAAAAGGGGUGCCCUAAGAAGAACUCAUUGGUCGUGUUGUGUUGUGUUCCAUCUGGAACCAAAAACUUACAUACAUUAUUUGGUCUUUCUUCACUUUUGACAAUUUCCAGUUCCAUAAUAUCUGGAGUUCUCUUCAUAUUUCUUGUUUUUAAGCCCAAUGGCUUUUAACACUUCAGUGUAGGCUCGGUUUAUAUUUCAGUAUAAUUUUCAAUAACCAUCUUGUACCUGAUGUUAGUAACUUUCUCAGGGUUAUUAUUUACUGUAAGGAAAAUACGUAAAAGAAAAGUUUCUUUACAAUAUAAUUCCGGAGAGU